Molecule: messenger RNA, 2484 nt
Organism: Penicillium waksmanii
Lineage: Eukaryota; Fungi; Ascomycota; Eurotiomycetes; Eurotiales; Aspergillaceae
Exons: 2
Coding region: 1-2484 (827 amino acids)
Source: RefSeq, a predicted model, not a curated record
AUGGCCGAGUCGCGAGAAUCUCAGCACUCGCUGCUGCCAGAGGAAGACCUCGUUAAUGCUCGCCCUGCUCGCUCCUGGAAUCCACUCGGCCGCUCCGAAUCGCCAAGUCUCGACUAUCACCACAUCCCCUCUCCCUCGCGCACCUUCUCUAAUGAAGUCUUCCGCGAUGUCGGCCUGGGAAUCACCAAUCCCUCUGGGGAAACCCUGCCUGUUGGUAGAUCGAGGCGAGAUUCCGUCUCGAGUACAGACAGCCAAGCGGACACUCCAGGUUUCUUGAAAACGCCCGAAACACCUGCCGUGCCACACUCGCCCAACUGCCCUAGUCACAGAACGAUCCUCCAGCGUCGAUUGUCAUGGGUUCCGAUCACGAUUCUCGUUCUCGCUUUCUAUGCGACCAUAUUCUCCGGCAUCUACCUCAUUGUCGCAUUUUGGAAGCCUCGGUGGGAUAUCAUCAAUGACAAACAGGCGCUGGCCCCAUCCACCGCCAAUCUACUGUGCGCCUUCUUUGCCAAAACCAUCGAAUUGGCCUAUGUCACCAUCUGCGUCGCGUUCUUAGGACAAGUGCUGAGUCGCCGAGCGUUGACAAGGGAUUCGCGAGGUAUCAGCAUCGCCGACAUGAGUAUGCGCGCGUGGAUCAUGCAGCCCGGAUCGAUGAUUGUGCACUGGGAGACAUUGCGAUACUCAGGACUAACAAUCCUUGGCACUAUCGCGUUGGUUGCUACCUUUGUAGCCAUGCUCUACACAACCGCUGCGGAAGCUUUGGUAUCACCAAAACUCUCCAUGGGAUCAUCUGAAAACAGAACCCUGGCGGGGAAAGUCCAGUCUAGUUUCGCCAACACCCACUUUCUCGCGUCGGUCUGUCAAACUCCAAUCCCCUUGGAAAUGGAUCCUGUAAACCGCAAUAACACAUGUCUCGAGAUUGAGCAUGUCAGCUCAGCAUACCAUAAUUACCAGCAGUGGAUCACGGAAUGGAGCGAUUUAGUACAGGGCGACAACAGAACAUCCGACAAGCUUCACCACCGCCGGAAUCCCAGCGGAUCGAUUUGGGAUAACACGACAGUUACCGGAAGCUGGAUCGAAGUCAAAGACACUGAAGAGCUUUCGAGCAAGUACAGUCGCAUGGUCAACAACAUUACCAUGGCAAUGCCCCAUGGCGGUAUUCCGGGUGCAGCUAUGGACGGGAGAAACGAUAUUAAGCAGCCGAAGGAUGCCUCAGGCGAAGGCAAAUACAAUCUUGAAGCCAUGGUCCCAUCACCGGCAGUCAACGUACUGUGUGUGGGGAUGAACAAGUCAGAGCUAUCACCCAUUGUGUACACCGAAUGGCCCGACUCGGAUGACUUCAACGCAACAAGCUGGAUGGCCAGUCCAUCUGACAAAAUCCCUGUCGUACCCUCGUGGCUAAAUAGCACAGUGGUCGACGACAUCUUUGGCUUUGGCAAGAAGUAUGGCCAGCGCCCUCCUAUUUUCGGCAAAUUCCCAGAAACCUACAACACCAUCCUUAACAUAACAGGCCCCUGGCCCGCAGACUCAAUCUACUUGCUGGGAAAGCCAAACGUCUCUCACCCGCCCUAUGUUAUGUGUUCAAUCCGCGCCAAAUUAACUGGCGCAUGCUCUACAAGCUAUAGUGCUGCGUCCAGCGGCGCCUUUCUAACCUCAAAAUGCGAGGAUCCCGACAACACAUUCCAAUACAACCGUGAUCACCCAGAUUUUGGGGAGGGCCGAUGGGAUCCUGACUGGAAAAACAUCGCAUCGGAAUGGGCCAACUCCCUCAGUCUCGGAGCGGGGAUCACAGACGGUGCAGCCAGUAACGCACGCCUCUUGAUGCAGAUGAUGCCAUCUUACGAUGAGUCUUCAAAAACAUACUCCCUUAGUCGGCAUUUCCCUUCUAUCGGCGAAGCCCUUGCCGUAAUGGCUGGCAGUACUCUGAUUCUCAGCACGCGAGAUACCCCCUUCGUUCAGGGUUGGAACUACAACGUGACUGACAAUAUCCUUCCUGAGCCGGUCUACCACUACUUCAAGGCCUCGGUCCAAGCCGUCGGCUAUGCUUCCGGUGGCACAGAGCGCUGGCAAGGUGUAUUUUACGUCAUUCUAAUUUUCUGCUUCAUCACGAGCUUCAUUUGUUUCGGCUUUAUGAUCCUCGAAGCGCGAGGCCAUCAAAUCACAGACUUCACCGAGCCCCAGAACCUGUUCGCGCUGGCUAUGAACAGUCCACAUAGCGCGCGGCUUCAUGGCGCCUGUGGCGGUGGCCCUGUUGGCCGACAGCUGAAAGAGCGUUGGUUUAUUGGCAUGGAAGAAGAUGAUGCACACUAUUAUAUCCGCGCCAAGGCGGAUGGCAAAAGUGCAUUCGGCAGUGGGCGAUCUACUGCAUACCGGGCUGUUGAACAGAUGGACAUGGACGAUAGCUCUUUGAAACCCGUGAGCCCUGCCGUCAAUGAAUUCCGGCGUGUCUCGAAGCGAGGAUCAUUCCUCGCGAAGUUUUAUUAA